AUGUCUUCUUCCACGAGCCAGGACACCAUGGAGGAGCAGGUACCCCGGCCCAGCGCUUCUCCUGUGCGACAGCCCUUCAACGAAGCCAGCCUGUCUCCUGUGGCCUCUUACCCCUGCGUGCCCCACGCCUUUGAUGCAGACCUUUGCACUUGCUGGUCCCCACACGACUCCAUCCUGUGGCCCAGUGCUAGCACCUACUGUGAGGUUCACGCUUGCCCAGCAGAUUGGCCUUGGGACCCUUACCUCUGGAUGGGGGAGCCCCAUGUUUUCUCAUCCAGGGAUCUCGACAGCUUUGGUGCCUUCAUGGGAAGACCGUUGAGCCUGGAAACCUAUAACUCAUUUCCUGAGCCCUCAGCAUCCGACCUCUCAGUCUCCCGGACCAGAGAAUACAGACUAUUUCCUGAGCCCUCAGCUCCCAACCCUUUUGCCCUUCCUACCCAGGCUGAGGUCGUCUCCAGUGACUGGGCCCAGGGCAGCUUCCAGCCCUCAGCCAGCUGGGCCCCUAGGCCUGCAGGGGAGGGCCUGCACCCACAGCCUCCCUUCCGCCCUACCUUUGUGACAGAAUGGGCCUCCAACUUUAGCAUUUGGCCCCCCUGGCCCUCCUCCAGCCCAGAACUCCACCCCCUGCCUCCUACCCCCUUCCCAGACCCUCAGCCCCAGGCCCCUAGAAAGAACUUUCCCCACAGACCACCUUCCAAGGCCCGACGCUGCCUAGUUUUUGACAACUGA
Messenger RNA from Perognathus longimembris pacificus (Pacific pocket mouse), 729 nucleotides. RefSeq names its product chromosome 3 C3orf56 homolog (gene Prr23e). Bases 1 to 729 code for a protein of 242 amino acids. Lineage: Eukaryota; Metazoa; Chordata; Mammalia; Rodentia; Heteromyidae. The transcript has a single exon. The record is from RefSeq and is a predicted model, not a curated record.